AAUUGCACGCAGUUUUAUAAAGAAUCUCUAGCAAGUAACAUUGUUGUGAAUCUAUUACGAGAAAUUCUUACAAAAUGUCGCAAUUAUUGUUAUAUAUUUUAAUUUUGUUUAUAAGCUUAAUUUUGGCUCUCUAUAUAUAUUUAACAUGGCAUUUUAAUCAUUGGAUUAAACGUAAAAUACCGGGACCUAAACCUUUCCCCUUGUUUGGUACAUUUCCGGGAAUGGUUAAUGCUAAAAGAAAUUUUAUUUACGAUUUAGAUGAAGUCUAUAGACAAUUUAAGAAUAAGGCCAAAUUUGUGGGAGUAUUUGUUACCCGAAAUCCCCAGAUAAUGAUAUUGGAUCCCGAAAUAUGUAAAGAUAUUUUGAUUACAAAUUUCAAAAGUUUUCAAGAUAAUGAAUCAUCUCAAUGGAUGAAUCGCAAAAAAGAACCCAUUUCGGGCAGUAAUCCCUUUGCUUUACCAGCAGCUGAUUGGAAAAUAAAACGAGCCGAAAUUGUGCCAGCUAUGACAAUGUCUCGAAUUAAAGGCAUGUUUUCAAUAGUUGAGGCUAUAUGCAAGAAAUUGAACAGAUAUCUAAAACAUAUAGUAGAAACUGGACAAACAACUAUUGAUGCCAAAGAUAUCGCUUUACACUUUACCGGCGAGGUAGUUGCUGAUGUUGGUUGGGGCAUAGAGGCUGGUAAUUUUGUUAUAGAUAACGAUAAUCAUGCCAAGGAGGACACCCUCUUUUUAAACAUGUCCAAGCAAUUAAUAGCACAAACAUUCAAUGCUUUUAAGUACUUUUUCAUAGCCGGUAUAUUUCCCAUAGUGCGUUAUUUAGUCUAUGUACGAUUUUUCCCCGAAAUUACCGAUCGUUUCUUUUUGCAAUUAACCAAUUCCGCUUUACAAAUAAGAAAAUCAAAUUCCAAUAGUAAUAGACAGGAUUUCCUGCAGCACAUGAUGGAGUUGCAACAAAAGAAGGGCAUAAGUGAAACAGAAAUAGUGGCUCAUCAGUUGACACUAUUAUUUGAUGGUUUCGAAACCUCGGCUACUUUAAUCAGUCAUUGUUUAUUAAUGUUGGCACGUUAUCCGGAAAAACAAGAAAAACUACGUUUGGAAAUACAGCAACAUUUUGAGGCUCAUGCAAAUACUUUCGAUUUUGAUGAGUUAGUCAAACUACCCUAUUUGGAACAAUGUUUAGCAGAAACUUUGCGCAUAUUUACUCCUUUACCUUAUAUGGCAAAAGUCUGUACCCAACCUUGUGAGCUGCUAAACAAUGAUGGCGUUUCCCUGCAAUUACAACCUGGAGAUGUUUGUCUCAUACCCUUGUACUCGUUGCAUCAUGAUGAAGAGUAUUAUACACAGCCGGAAGUAUUUUUGCCAGAACGUUUUGAUGAGGAGAAUGGUGGCAUCAAAAAGUACAAAGAUAUGGGUGUCUAUUUACCAUUUGGUGAUGGUCCAAGAAUAUGUAUAGGUAUGAAAUUUGGCUUGUCUCAGGCAAAAGCCGCAGUUGCCGAGGUAAUUAAACAUUUUGAAUUAACGGUUAAUGAAAGAACACGCAAGGAUAAUUAUCAGGCUGCAGAUGGUUUUAUCAUUGGUUUAGAUGGUGGCAUAUUCCUUGAUAUAAAGGCUUUGUAAGGAUUGUAUGUAUAUUUAUAAUUAGAAUACCAGUUGUAAUGGUAGUUAUUUUUAGUAUUAAGAUUAUUUAAGCCAGUCAGAAAAAAAGCUAUAAAAAUUUUUAUUUUUUAAAAUUUAAAAUAAUAUAAUAAAAUAAAUAACACU
This is a messenger RNA of Lucilia cuprina (Australian sheep blowfly), 1760 nucleotides long. Its product is annotated as probable cytochrome P450 28d1. The coding region runs from base 75 to 1616 and encodes 513 amino acids. Gene Ontology annotation, molecular function: iron ion binding; oxidoreductase activity, acting on paired donors, with incorporation or reduction of molecular oxygen; heme binding. The transcript has 7 exons. The record is from RefSeq and is a predicted model, not a curated record. NCBI's taxonomy places the organism in Eukaryota, Metazoa, Arthropoda, Insecta, Diptera, Calliphoridae.